Molecule: messenger RNA, 465 nt
Organism: Pyricularia grisea
Lineage: Eukaryota; Fungi; Ascomycota; Sordariomycetes; Magnaporthales; Pyriculariaceae
Exons: 2
Coding region: 91-465 (124 amino acids)
Source: RefSeq, a predicted model, not a curated record
GUAGUAUUGAACCACUAAUUCAGGUGUGGAUCGUGCAUCACAAAGACAGAAUACACCGCAACCUCGAUAAAAAAAAAUAACCCGACCACAAUGACGGCAUUACAUAGUAUGUCGACCGAGGUGAAGCGGAAUUUUGAAGCAAAAGUUGCCGAGAUGGAUGAGCGACUGGUACCUCCGCAGGCUGAUCUGCAUUUUCUGCACCUGCAACUACGUCAAAAGGUUUCAUUUGUGGGCGUCGUGGGGGAUGGACCGGAUGGGUACAUCCUUCUGUUCCGCACAAGCCCAAGUUUGAACGACGCGAAACAGCACCAGCAAGCACGGUCGCCCGGCGCCAUUGGCACGCGAGUCCACGACGAGGACGAGGAAGAGGACGAUUUUGACGACGACAAACUAAUCUUAAUCACCAUAAUCGUCGUCGACCUCUACAACCCGUCAAUACUCGACAUCAAAGGACGACGACAUUGA